Molecule: messenger RNA, 3678 nt
Organism: Stomoxys calcitrans (stable fly)
Lineage: Eukaryota; Metazoa; Arthropoda; Insecta; Diptera; Muscidae
Gene: pink
Product: BLOC-2 complex member HPS5 homolog
Exons: 4
Coding region: 174-2705 (843 amino acids)
Biological process (GO): developmental pigmentation
Cellular component (GO): cytoplasm
Molecular function (GO): protein binding
Source: RefSeq, a predicted model, not a curated record
CGGAUCUGUUCUCAAGUAACCACUUUUUUUGUAAACAAAUGAAAAAAGUAAAAAGUCCUGUGAGAUUUGUGAAAAUGGAAUCGGAAUACAAUCUCAAAGAACAAAACUAUUAGAUAAAUAAUAACGAAUUGUAUACAAAGAAAGUGAUUGCAUUGAUCUCAUAUAUUGCCGAAAUGAAUUUUUAUUGCCUAAGUAAUUUCAUUGACUACUCGCUGGCAAUCCACCAGCCUUUGAAGCACAAUCGUAUCAAGUACACUUGUUUCGACAUUUCGGAGAACUUCAUUGUUUUGGGAGCAUCGUCCGGCUCGCUUUACCUCUUUAACCGGGAGGGCAAAUUUCUACACCUCAUACCCAGCAAGCAUGGGGCGGUGAAUCACCUAUCGAUAUCUGCCAAUGAAAAAUUUGUGGCCUUCUCAACACAGCGUUCGGUGGUGUGUGUCUAUGUGGUUAACUUAUCAGCACAGUCGGUGCCACAGGUCAUCUUCACCAACUUGUGUAGCGACCAGUCUGUGCAAGUAACAUGUGUUCACUGGACAAAGGACGAAAAGCAAUUCUAUUAUGGCGAUACCAAAGGUCAGGUCAACUUGGUGCUGUUGUCCACAUUUAUUGGCACCAGUCUCAUAAACAUGUCCAUUCAUCCCAUACUCUUUUUGGAAUCUCCAGUUGUGCAAAUUGAUGACUUUGAGUCUCUUUUGCUGGUCUCCAAUUGCACCAAAUGCAUUUUAUGUAAUACGGAGUACGAGGAAUACAAACAGAUUGGGAACAAACCCAGAGAUGGUGCUUAUGGGGCCUGUUUCUUUAUUUCAUCAAAUGAAAGUCACCAACCCUCUCGAAUUUAUUGCGCCAGACCUGGUUCCCGGUUUUGGGAAGUGGAUUUUGAAGGCGAUGUCUUGCAGACACAUCAGUUUAAAUUUGCACUGGCCUGUGCGCCGACAAAGAUACACAAGGAUCAGGACAGUGAAAAUGACAAUAUGUGCGGUGACAAUGAGGGCAAUGACGAGAUGCUGGACUACCAGGCACAGAAUUUGCAGUUUGGCAGGAUACAGAGACUUAAACAGGACUUUUUGGUGGCCUUUACUGAACUGGGCCUGUACAUCUUUGAUGUGCGCAGCUCCACAGUGGCGCUGUGGUGCAAUCAGUUCGAGAGGAUAGUGGAUUGCCGUGUGUGCAAUGACGAUAUUGUGGUUUUCACACAAACUGGCUCCCUCUACUCCGUGCAGCUGCACACACUACAAUCACAGGCCUGCUCGCUGGUGCGUCAGAGCAAACUGCUCGAAUGUGCAUGGCUAAUGCGUCGAAAUGUUAAAUACUUUGCCGAUAAGGCGAGAGAGGACUACGAGCUGGGGAUGCUGAACAAGAUAAAGAAUUUUCUCAUAGGACGCCAUCAGUAUGAGUUGCUCAAUGACUUGUCGGUAAUAUUUGACGCUAUUGCUCAAUGCGAAAGCAGUGGCGGUGGGGACAACAACAGUUCCGGCGGCUCCACUGCCGAAAGAAGCAGUGUGGGAGCCUCUGGAGCCAGUCAAUGCCAUAGAAACUCUGAAGACAAUUCGCCGCAAGGUGUCUACGUACUAGAGAAUGCUUUCUGUGAUAAUCUCAAGAGCCAGAAGGGCGAAAAACACUUUAAAGACGCCUUGCUAACGGUCACCGGAAAAUUUGGUAAAAACAUCAUCAAAUACAAGUUCAACAUAUUCGCGGAGGAGCAGCAGAAAUUUGUCAGGGACCUAAUACCGGCCAACGAACGUUCCCUGCCCUUCAAAGACAUCAAAGCCAUGUAUGAGAACGACGAAGAGAUUGUUUGCCGUUCGAAGAAGGGCCCGUCUGCACCAAGUUCUUCCGGCCGGAAUGCAGGAAAAUCGAAAGCCGCUGGGACUGGUCAACACAUUACGGCCGAGGAGAAGACGAUAUAUAAUCUCUAUUUGAUUUGCAAAAGCUCCAAAUUCAGCAACACGAAUUUUGUCGAACGCUACCGCUCCCUAUUCGAUGAAUAUUCGGCGCCAGAGCUGAUCACUCUACUUGAAAAGCUGGCACAAGUGAUGGUCGAACAUGGUGAUGACCCGGAGCAGGCGAAGCGGCACUGUUAUGAAAUGUACUUCCAUUACUUGAAUCCCGAGCUGAUAUGGGAAAUGGACGACACUUCUCGAGAUUACAUCACACAGGGAUUCAUCCUUUUGAAUUCUUCCGAGGACAUUGUACGUUGCGACAACUGUAUGUUCCCUUUGAGAUUUGACAAUUCAUGCCUGUUCCAUGAACUAGGCUCAGUGCUGUUGCGCUACUACUGGUCACGCAAUGAACAGGUCAAGUGCUUCGAUGUGCUGAACCGUGUCCCGGCCCUUUUCGAUAUCCUAGCCAAACUCUACUUAGCCGAAUACAACAUGGACAAAGUUCUGCCCAUCAUUCUGAACUACGGCCAACCUGAUUUACUUGUAGAUAUGGGUAAAAGUUUCUCCCUCUCCGCCUGGUCCAAGUGUUUUGAGCAUUUCGUUGAACUACAUCAGGGCCGCCUAACGUGCAUCAACUGCGAGUGCGUGACUACGGUGGAGAAUGUCAACCGGCACUUUUUCUACACUUGGAAUUGUUUCUUGGGCAUUGCGAUAGACUUUAUGCAGGCCGAAGAAAUACUUGCAUUGAUUUUCAAAUGGUCCAAUUUUAUACCGAAUGAUGCCAUUGACCGCGAGUUCUAUUCACGUUGUCUACUGAAAGGUUGACAAAGAUGGCGACAUCUUAAGCAACCCGGACAUUUUCCAAGUGAUUCUACAUUCCGCGUUUCGCCUCCUUCGAGAUAUCGUCAUUUAUCACUGUAGAAAGUGUCGAUACCGAUAGUCAAAGGACAUCUCGAGCGGAACUGUUUCCCUAGUCCCUAAUAUAGCCAAAAAAGGAAACAUUUAAAAUUAACUCUAGCAUUUAUAUUUAAAGAGUUUCAAGAAAAUUAAUUUGCACAUCUACACGUUGAACCAGUCAUCUCUACCCUACAGGCAGAUUUGAGGCUUUUUCCAACAAAGCUCCACUCUCCAAACUCUAUUUAAAUAUUUAUCAAUAAUUAAUAACAAAUUCGCUUUAUUAUAUGGUCUCCACUAUAUUUUGCUUUAAUAUUUACGACGGCGAAUCAUGUAAUCCGCAGUCCCCAUUGUAUAAGCCAGCCGGACAAAGUGCAUGCAGUAUUCAGUGGUUCCUUCUUCAACACUCCAUUGUAGCGAAAUUAUUCGAAACUUUAUUAACUGUUACACCUAAGUAGGCUAGGCUAGUCCGUUGAUAGGCUCUUAACAAAACAAAGAGUAAAUACAAAAAGAAAAAAAAAAAAUAAUUUAAAAAAAUUUCAAAAAAGAUUUUUGUAAAAUUGAAACAAUCAAAAAGAAAUGAAAAAAGAAAACAUAGGUACUUUCUACUUUCCAAAUUACGUUAACGAGCUACAGCCGUACGGACGAAUGGAGAUUUCUUUGUAUGUUGACGGACGUCACUACUGUAUGAUGGCGAUACACAAUUUAUAAACAAAAACACACACACACACACACAUUUACAUAAAUAUUUAUUAUUCAAAUUGUAAGUGUAUUUACACUGCAAUUAUUUUUAUGUAUUCAAAAGGUUAUAUAUAUAUAUAUACAGACAUAUACUACACCGCAUACACAUAUAUAAUAUAUAAAUAUGUUAAAAAAAGGAAAAAUAUAAAUAAAAGUAAUCCAA